AUGUCUUUUAAAGCGCUUCCCCUAAACAACGGUGCCAAAAUUCCAUUUAUGGGACUUGGCACUUGGGAUAUUCGGAAUGCAACAUCGGUAGUUGAGGCUGCUCUAGAUGCCGGAUACAGGAUGAUUGAUACUGCAGUGUUGUAUGGCAACGAACGAGAGUGUGGACAGGGGAUUUUGAAUUGGCUACAGAAGGAUCCAGUGCACCAUAAAAGAAAAGAUGUUUUUUACAUUACAAAACUUUGGAACGACCAAAAUGGCUACAGUAAUGCCAAAAAUGCCAUUCAUGAGUGCUUGAACAAGGUUUCCGGACUCGAGUACAUCGACUUGUUGCUUAUCCAUUCUCCAACCGAGGGAAAAAGACUCAGAUUGGAAACUUAUAAGGCAAUGCAGGAAGCUGUUGAAUCUGGCAUUGUGAAGUCAAUUGGUGUUUCAAACUACGGUGAAGGACACAUUGAUGAGUUACUUUCUUGGGAUGGGCUUAGAGUGAAGCCUGUAGUGAAUGAAAUUGAGGUUUCUCCUUGGUGUAUGCGGCAAGAACUUUGCGAUUUCACAAAAAGCAGAGGACUUCAAGUAAUUGCUUAUGCGCCACUCUCACACGCCUACAGAAUUAACGAUCCGGAUGCAGUGAGUCUUGCAAAGAAAAAAGGCGUCAGUAGUGCCCAGAUUUUGAUUAGAUGGUCCAUCCAGAAAGGAUACAUCCCAAUUCCAAAAACGAAGACGAUUAGUCGAUUGGCCCAGAACUUGGACGUUUUGUCAUUUGAGCUCAGCCCGGCUGAAAUGGCACAGCUCGAUCAUCCGGAAGUUCAUGAUCCAUCUGAUUGGGAUGUGGUCCAUUGUCCAUAA
Brettanomyces bruxellensis is the source of this 843-nucleotide messenger RNA. RefSeq lists its product as uncharacterized. The coding region runs from base 1 to 843 and encodes 280 amino acids. The record is from RefSeq and is a predicted model, not a curated record. Gene Ontology annotation, molecular function: oxidoreductase activity. NCBI's taxonomy places the organism in Eukaryota, Fungi, Ascomycota, Pichiomycetes, Pichiales, Pichiaceae. The transcript has a single exon.